CUCUAUCUUGAGCUCCAUGUUUGAAAAUUCGCCUUAAGAAAAAGAUGUUUACAAUGUAGAGUCUCCUGAGGAAUUAAAGCAUUGUCCUACCAUUCAGAAUCUGUCUCUUUUUACCUAACUGUUAUGAAUUUAAAUAAAUUAUCAUGUGGAUGCUUCACUUGCAUUUCGAUCUUGACACUGAUGUAGCCUCAAGUGAUUUUGUGCUUAUUAUCUGCCAUUUGGUUCAAUAGUCUUUUGUCUAGUUGUUUCUUCUUGUCACUCUAGCUACUGGAAAACGAAGAAUUUCUUUUUGAUGAGUUUAAAAACCAAAAGAUGAUUCUUCACUGAGUCAUUGUUUAGCAUUUUGAGAUAGAAGGCCAGGAUUCAUUCAUCUGAAUGAUUGGAAUUGAAAUUUGUUGACGAGGAUGAGAUUUAUUGGAGACACAGAAAGGAAGAUGAAGAGUUGGAAUGGACACCUAAUUCCACUCACUUAAUAUCUCAGUUGACUCAAUGUUUUACUAAUGCUAUGGUUGGAUCAAGAUCAUGGAUAGGAGGACUCUUUCACCGCACAAGCACUAAGCGAAAUAAUGACAAAUUUGUUGACUAUCCUUUGAGUCCCAUUGAGGAGGAAAGACUUCAAAGGCUUCAAGAACGGGUGCAAGUGGCUUAUGAUGAAACUCGCCCCGAACAUCAAGAAGCACUGAGAGCAUUAUGGGUGUGUUCCUUUCCCAAUGUAUCUCUGGAAGGCCUAAUUUCUGACCAAUGGAAAGAUAUGGGAUGGCAAGGUCCUAAUCCAUCAACUGACUUUAGGGGAUGUGGCUUCAUUUCCCUUGAAAAUCUACUGUUUUUCGCGAGGAAAUACCCGGCAUCUUUUCACAGGUUGUUACUGAAGAAAGAAGGAAUCAGAGCAACCUGGGAGUACCCAUUUGCUGUUGCUGGCAUUAAUAUAUCAUAUAUGUUGAUACAGAUGUUGGAUUUAUACUCAGAAAAGCCACGAUGUCUUCCAGGCGCGAAUUUUCUCAAGUUAUUAGGAGAUAAUGAAGAAGCGUUCGAUAUUUUAUACUGCAUAGCGUUUGAGAUGAUGGAUGCACAAUGGCUGGCUAUGCACGCUUCCUACAUGGAUUUUAACGAUGUUCUAAAUGCAACACGAAUUCAAUUGGAGAGAGAGCUUUCCUUAGAAGACAUCAACAGAAUUCAAGAUCUGCCUGCUUACAAUCUGUUGUAACACUAAGAUUAAUUCUUCCUCUUCUGUCCAUAAGCAAAAAAAUUCAAGUGGCACAAUUUUGUAAGUAUUGCAGACAAUGUCUAUCCUAAAUGAACUGCAGGACUUUGCUUCUCUUCUGAAUCGAUUUGUAUGAGUCACCUUCGAAGUUCUUUGUAUGCUGAAUAAAUAUGAGAUAAUGACAUUGAA
Vigna radiata var. radiata (mung bean) is the source of this 1390-nucleotide messenger RNA. RefSeq names its product ELMO domain-containing protein A. Lineage: Eukaryota; Viridiplantae; Streptophyta; Magnoliopsida; Fabales; Fabaceae. The transcript is spliced from 10 exons. The record is from RefSeq and is a predicted model, not a curated record. Bases 506 to 1204 code for a protein of 232 amino acids.